This is a messenger RNA of Tupaia belangeri chinensis (Chinese tree shrew), 3372 nucleotides long. It is a transcript of the gene ABCD4, whose product is annotated as ATP binding cassette subfamily D member 4. The record is from RefSeq and is a predicted model, not a curated record. Gene Ontology annotation, biological process: very long-chain fatty acid catabolic process; peroxisome organization; long-chain fatty acid import into peroxisome. NCBI's taxonomy places the organism in Eukaryota, Metazoa, Chordata, Mammalia, Scandentia, Tupaiidae. The coding region runs from base 90 to 1868 and encodes 592 amino acids. The transcript is spliced from 19 exons. Gene Ontology annotation, molecular function: ATP hydrolysis activity; long-chain fatty acid transmembrane transporter activity; ABC-type transporter activity. Gene Ontology annotation, cellular component: peroxisomal membrane.
CGCCCCUCCUGGGCCGGCCGCGGGCUUCACGGAGUCUGCCCAGAGUCGGCCCGGGCAGCCGAGUUCCUGCGUGGUUCGGAUCUCGGGUCAUGGCAGCUCCAGGGCCCGCGCCCCGAGCUAGUACCAGGCCCAGGUUAGAUCUGAGGUUUCUCCAGCGGUUCCUUCGAAUACAGAAGGUUUUAUUUCCUUCUUGGUCAUCGCAGAAUGCCUUGAUGUUCCUGACCCUUUUGUGUGUGGCCCUACUGGAACAACUGGUGAUCUACCAGGUUGGCUUGAUUCCCAGUCAGUACUAUGGGGUCCUGGGAGACAAAGACCUGGAUGGGUUUAAGACGCUGACAUUCCUGGCUGUCGUGCUCAUUGUUCUCAACUCCACGCUGAAGAGCUUUGACCAGUUCACCUGCAACCUGCUGUAUGUGAGCUGGAGGAAGGACCUCACCGAGCACCUCCACUGCCUCUACUUCCGGGGCCGCGUGUACUACACCCUCAACGUGUUGCGGGAUGACGUCGAUAACCCGGACCAGCGCAUCAGCCAGGACGUGGAGCGCUUCUGCCGGCAGCUCAGCAGCAUGGCCAGCCAGCUGAUCAUCUCCCCCUUCACCCUGGCCUACUACACUUACCAGUGCUUCCAGAGCACAGGCUGGCUUGGGCCCGUGAGCAUCUUCGGGUAUUUCAUCCUGGGAACCAUGGUGAACAAAACUCUGAUGGGACCUAUUGUGGCGAAGCUGGUGCAGCAGGAGAAGCUGGAGGGGGACUUUCGGUUCAAGCACAUGCAGAUUCGGGUGAAUGCUGAACCUGCUGCUUUCUACAGGGCCGGGCACGUGGAGCACGUGAGGACAGACCGCAGGCUGCAGAGACUCCUCCAGACGCAGCGGGAGCUGAUGUCCAAGGAGCUCUGGUUGUACAUCGGCAUCAACACCUUUGACUACCUGGGCAGCAUCCUGAGCUACGUGGUCAUUGCAAUCCCCAUUUUUAGUGGGGUCUAUGGAGACCUGAGCCCCACAGAGCUUAGCACCUUGGUCAGCAAGAACGCCUUCGUGUGCAUCUACCUCAUCAGCUGCUUUACCCGCCUCAUCGACCUCUCCACGACACUCUCGGAUGUAGCUGGUUACACGCACAGGAUCGGGGAGCUGCAGGAGACCCUCCUGGACAUGUCCCUGAAGUCACAGGACUGUGAGCUUCUGGGCGAGAGCGAGUGGGACUUGGACAGGGCCCCAGGGUGGCCAGCUGCAGAGCCAGCAGACACGGCGUUCCUCCUUGAGCGCGUCUCCAUCUCGUCCCCCUCCUCUGACAAGCCCCUGAUUAAGGAGCUGAGCCUGAAGAUCUCCGAGGGCCAGAGCCUGCUCAUCACGGGCAACACGGGCACUGGCAAGACUUCCUUGCUGCGGGUUCUGGGCGGCCUCUGGGCCAGCAUGCAGGGCUCGGUGCAGAUGCUGACAGACUUUGGGCCCCACGGGGUGCUGUUCCUGCCACAAAAACCAUUCUUCACUGACGGGACCCUUCGGGAGCAGGUGAUCUACCCCCUGAAGGAGAUCUACCCGGAUUCAGGCUCUACUGAUGAUGAGAGGAUCAUGAGGUUCUUAGAGCUGACUGGCCUGUCCAGCUUGGUGGCAAGGACAGAGGGUCUGGACCAGCAGGUUGAUUGGAACUGGUAUGAUGUCCUGUCCCCAGGAGAGAUGCAGAGGCUCUCCUUUGCCCGGCUCUUCUACCUGCAGCCGAAAUAUGCAGUGCUCGAUGAGGCCACCAGCGCCCUGACUGAGGAGGUGGAGAGCGAGCUCUACCGCAUCGGCCAGCAGCUGGGGAUGACGUUCAUCAGUGUGGGGCACCGGCGCAGCCUCGAGAAGAAAAUGGCACAGAAAUCACAGAAUUAGAAUACCUAGAAGUUAUUACAGCGCCAUAUUUCAAACACCGCGAUAUCAAGUUUCUUUCUUCUCACUCUAUGUACAUUAUUUACACACCAGGGGCUAUAGUCUAACACUUCAGACCAACUGGGGACAAAGACAAGAAGACCUGGGCAGGAGGAGUUCCAUAAAUGGAGUAAAGGAGAAAACUCGUGGUACAGAAUUAAAAUCGCAGCUCGGCUGUCUCAGGCCUUCCUCUCGCGAGGUAUUCUCUGCAGAGAUGGGUGGGAUGGAAGAAGGACAUGUCAUGGGCCGGGGGGAUUUGUGUCUGGCCUGGGAAUGUGGGUCCAGUAGGCAAGGCUGUUUCCAAUCCUAAUGUAAAUGGUAAAGGCCAGGGUGGAUGGAACAGCUGCAGAGAGGCUGUGGGUGCCCCCAGAUCCUCCCGUCAGCAGGCGGGAAGGAGCCCCCAGCCCCUGCUCCAUUGUGGUAACUGAGUAGUGGUCACACUCGCUGGCACACACGAGGUAUGCACGGGCCUCCUGCCUUGUUCAAGCUUUCCCCCAUACCUUUCUUGUGACCAACCCCUGAUGAAUUUACAUAACCCCAGGGCUACUUUAGGCUUGGCUUCUCAGGGAAGGGUCCAGGCCAUGUUGCAGCUUCCCAGGUGUCAUUUAACCGCUGGACGAGGUCACUCCACAACAGGGCACAUGCAAAUGGUAAUUUUCAAGAAGCUCUGGAGGGAAGGUUCCUUGCAUAGCAAGUCAAGAUCCAGGCAGUAGAUCAGGAGAGAGGAUGCUCAGAACACAGGCUCGGGGCCUUGGUUAGAGGGUCUGGACUCCCAACAGGACAUGAGUCACAGCAUCUGUGGGAGGUGCCCCCUCCCUGCAGGUACUCUGCAUCAUCACAUGUGCUGUUAGGACCUGCCCUGGAGGACCGAGUGGGGCAGGCCAGGCAUGGGGAGGAUGGGCUCCUGAGGGUGACCCCAGCAGGAUGAGAGAUGGGGGGUGGCCAAGGGGCCCUGGCUGAGACUCCCCAAAUUUAGUCUGGAAUCUGGACUCCAUUGAUAAGAGUUGGGUGGAGGUCGCAGAGGCCUUACUGGGGUCUGCAGGGCAGUAGAGUCACGUGGCAGAAGCCCAUGCCCAGGUCUCCGGGAAGGAGCAGGCUGAGGGGGAAGAAGACUGCCACCAAGGACGAGGAUGGGGGCUGGGGACGUUGCAGCUGGAGUGCAGGCGGGUCCUCAGUCCUGCUGGGCAGGGGCAGAGCGGACUCCAUGGGAGACAGAGCUGUGAUGGCGGGCUCUUUAGGGCAGGCGAACAGACCACAGGGGGAUGGGACAGAAAGCUGCCUGGGGUCUGAUGAAAGGGGCGCGAGGGGAUGUUUCGGGCAGCAGAAGGCUUCUGAGGCGGGGAUGAUGGGAUGAGGAGGACGCUUCGGAGGUCAGACGGCCGGGACCAUCAGCACAGUCCGCAGCCGGGGCCGGAGCGCAGCUGUGCCUGGAGUCGUGGGGAAUGGGGGGCCGUGGGGCCAGGGGGAG